AUGCUCAAUAAUGCACCAUUUACGCAAACAUUCCCGCCUGCGUAUUAUGGAACGCAAGGAUAUAAUACUCAAACACAGCAAAAUCAACCUAAAUUUCGUCAAAAUCCAUUUGAUUGGAAAUUAGUUUCCAAAUUCGAUCCAAAAUUACUUCAAGCAACUCAAGAUGUUGAAUCAAUGAAUGAAAUAGCAAGUGAAUUCUUAAAUGCAAUAUUUUCAGAUGAAGAUAUGAAUAUUAUCGGUAGUCCUCCUGUUUACACACUACUACAAUUGCUUCAGGUUGUUUUGGAAUAUAUGUUCAAAACGCAAAAAGAAUCGCAGUCGAGUUAUAAAAAAUUAAUGAAAGAAAAUGAAAGAUUAACAGAAGUUAACGAAAGAUAUCACAAAAGAAUUCACAAACUCUUCGAUGCGUGUAAAUUACUUCGUGGUAUUGAAAGAUGCCCUACUUGUCAUAGAAUAUUUCCCUCAUUCAAAACGUUAGAUCAACAUGUUGAAAAGAAACAUCCUGAUAUUGUCGAUCAUUGGAAAUCAAUUCGUGCAGGCGAGCCAAUUGGCACUACAAAGCAUAACGAUUUUCUCGAAAAUGAAUUAAAGAAGAUUCAAAAAAUGUUAACAGAUCAAAAUGCUACAAUCACUAAAUCAUCAGAACAAGUUAGAAUGGCAAUGAAUGAAUCAACUCAAACGCCAAAGCCGAAGCUUAAUCCAUUCGUCAAAACUCAAGAUCAAAAAACUUCGCCUGUUGUUGAUGAAAAUGAACAAAUUAAAGCUCUCGAACAGCAAACACCUAAAAGUAAAACAGCUCCUCUUAAGCUUAGCGACUAUCCUGAGCCACCUCCACAAACAGUUAUGGCGGAUACUGUCACUUUGGAUGAGGUUAAAGUCCUAGAAAAUCAGCCUAAAUCAUCUGCUCCUGACAGCAAAAGUCUUACAACUUCAACACGAAUUCCAGAAGGUUUGCGUCAAACUGCCAAAGAGUUUAUUACUCGGCCAAGGAUUGUCGAUAGACAAGAUAUGGUUCUCAGGAACUUAAGAGAACAAAUCAGAGCUGACGUACACGAGCAAAGUACAAUUACAAAGAUUAUGGCAAAAUCAGGUGAUAAAGACGAAGUCAAAGAGAUGUUGAAAGUUUCAAUGAAACAAAUAUAUCCGAUGACAAGAAAGAAUGGAACCAAUAACAUUGCAGACUUAAGAAGACCACCAAAGAGAUACACACCAGAAAUUCAUGAUUUAAUUCUUGAAAUCUCAUCUGAUGCUGCUACUUACACUUCUACAACAUUCAUUGAAGAUUUGCCUUCAGAAUCAUCAUCCAAAUCUAAGUCUAAAUCCAAAUCAAAGAAAUCUUCUUCAGAGCAUUCAUCUUCCAAUUCAUCAGAUUCCGACAAAGAAAAAUCGAAAUCAAAGAAGAGCGAGAAAGAUCAAAAGAUUUCAGAAAAAGGAAAGAGUCAAUCAGAGAAAGGUAAAGACAAUAAUCAAUCCGAAAAGAGUAAGAAAGAAGAGAAGAAACCUGAAGAAAACAAACCAAAGGAUAAACCACAACAAGAGUCACCUGAAUAUGAAUACGAAUAUGAAUAUGAAACUCUUAGUGACGAGCCUAAAUUCACAUCUAAGAAAGGUCAAGCAGAACCAUCCAAAUCAGAUGUUUCUAAAAAGUCUGAUUCCAAACCAGCUAAAUCAGAUGCGUCUAAAAAGUCAGAUGCGAAACCAGCACCACAGAAAUCUGAUGCAAGUAAAAACGAAAAGAAACCUGAUGCUAAUAAGAAACCUCCUCCAAAGAAAGAAGAAUCUCCAGAAUAUGUCUAUGAAUAUGAAUACGAAGAGGAAGAGGAAAUUGAAGAACCACCGCCAAAAUCUAAAGGAAAAGCACCAGAAAAACCAAAGCCUAAAGCUAAAAGUAAUUCUGAAUCAUCUGCUAGUUUAUUCACUGAAGAUACAACAAAACCAAAGAAGAAAAAUAAAGAUAAGGAUGAUUCUCCAUCGUUUGUAUAUGAAGAUACAACAAAACCAAAAGGUGGAAAGAAAUCACAAAGUGAGGCAAAGAAAGAAUCAUCAUCAAAAACAAGUGAUGACUUCUUAGAUUUGUUGUCUGACGGUUUCAAGAAUGAGAAAAAGUCAAGCUCACCAAAACCGGAAAAGAAGCCAGCUCCUGCCAAAUCGAGCAACCUUGAUUCAGAUAUUAAUGCUAUUUUAGCAGAUUAA
Messenger RNA from Trichomonas vaginalis G3, 2193 nucleotides. RefSeq names its product zinc finger, C2H2-type family protein. The transcript has a single exon. Bases 1 to 2193 code for a protein of 730 amino acids. Gene Ontology annotation, cellular component: cytoplasm. NCBI's taxonomy places the organism in Eukaryota, Parabasalia, Trichomonadida, Trichomonadidae. The record is from RefSeq and is a predicted model, not a curated record.